Molecule: messenger RNA, 1416 nt
Organism: Linepithema humile (Argentine ant)
Lineage: Eukaryota; Metazoa; Arthropoda; Insecta; Hymenoptera; Formicidae
Product: trans-1,2-dihydrobenzene-1,2-diol dehydrogenase
Molecular function (GO): nucleotide binding
Source: RefSeq, a predicted model, not a curated record
CAUUAGACUGGCAGGACAGGAUAAGUUGUAGCAUAGGAAAAUUCAAAUAAGCUUAAUAUUUUUAUUUUUUUAUUUGUUAUUUUAAUAUUUUACUAUUUUACUUUUCUUUAACUUAUCCUCAAAUAUCUUUAUUAUUCAAUAUAUGUUUACUAAUGUCCGUGCGCUCAUAACACGUUAUUGUGUACGACCUGGUUUGUAGAGGGGAUUGAAGGGGCAUCCCGACUGAUAGCACUGAGUGAACGAUCAAGAUAGUAUAUAAUCUGUACAAACGGUGAGCGGUUAGUGACUCGUGUGUGCCACGUACGACUGUAAUAAAAUGGUCGCUUUACGGUGGGGCAUUAUUAGCGCGGGAAAAAUCUCGCACGAUUUCGUAACGGCUUUACGAUCUUUUCCGGAAGAUGAGCACGAUGUAAUCGCUGUUGCAGCACGAGAUUUGUCGCGUGCACAAGAUUUUGCGAAGCUUCAUGGUAUCAAGAAAACCUACGAUGAUUAUGAGAAACUGGCCAUGGAUAAAGAUAUUGAUAUUGUAUACAUCGGUGCAAUUCACCCUCACCAUUUUAACACCGCAUUGAUUGUGUUGCAUCACAACAAACAUCUUUUGUGCGAGAAACCAUUAACGAUGUACUGGUACCAGACAGCUAAAAUAGUUCAUUUCGCGAGAGGCAAGAAGUUAUUCUUAAUGGAAGGUGUGUGGAGUCGCUUCUUCCCUGUGUACGACGCCAUUAGAAAGGAAAUCGCGUCUGGCAGUCUUGGCGACAUUUAUCAAGUGAUCGUCCCCUUCGGUUUUAAAAUGCCCGACAUAGAUCGGAUAACUAAAAAAGAGUUGGGUGGCGGUACGAUUCUAGACCUCGGCGUUUACUGUCUGCAAUUCGCCUGCUUGGUAUAUGAUAAUGAAGAGCCAGAAAGCAUACAAGCCUCCGGGUGUUUGAAUGAGGACGGCGUCGACAUGUCCAUGUCGGCUACGUUGCUUUACAAAGGAAAUCGCACUGCGACUAUUGCGACGAGCGCAUUGGUAGAUUUACCGAAUGAAGCACGCAUCUGCGGCACCAAAGGUAUGAUAACAGUACCAAAUUUCUGGUGCCCAACGACGGCGAAUUUACCAAGCGGCCCUGUAAACGUGCCGUUGCCAGAAUUGAAGCAAGAGACUAACUAUAUAAAUUCUGCUGGACUUUGUUAUGAAAUUGCUGAAGCUCGCGCUUGUAUUCAGAAAGGUUUAACAGAAAGUUCGAAGAUGACGCUUGACACGUCUAUGUUAUUGGCAAAACUCGAGGAUGAACUUCGCAAACAAUUAGGUGUCAAAUAUUCUAAGUUAAGUUAAGUAACCUUAUGCAUUCACAUAAAUACCUAUUACUAUAUAUUCAAUGUAUAACCGAAAAAUAAUUUUGCAUUUAUGAUAAAUAUCUGUGUUUACUAGUA